Molecule: messenger RNA, 399 nt
Organism: Arachis ipaensis
Lineage: Eukaryota; Viridiplantae; Streptophyta; Magnoliopsida; Fabales; Fabaceae
Source: RefSeq, a predicted model, not a curated record
CAUUGAGAGAAGAAAUCAGAGGUUGUUAUGCUCCAAAGAUGAGUUCCUUAGCAGACAUUUUUGCUUCUAAUAAUAGAAUUCUUACUCGAAUACAUAGGGACUGGCAGAGUGAGCAUGAAAGAUGGCACCAACUCUACCUUGGACCUUUUGAUGGGAUUCUUAGUAGCAGCUUGACCUGUCAGAGUUGCUCAUCCCAGAUCUCAAUUAACUUGGAACAAUUUAAUUGUUUGCCUCUUUCACCUGUACUUAGUGGUUCCACCCUGAUAUUUGGAUGUGCACUGCUGGAUUGUCUGAAGUAAUUCAUUGUUGCUGAGCAUGUUGAGAACUAUCACUGCCACUACUGUUGGCAUAAUGCUGCGAUCAAGUAUCUUUCAUUAAUGGAAUGAAAUGAGGUAAUUA